Cadophora gregata is the source of this 1074-nucleotide messenger RNA. RefSeq lists its product as uncharacterized. The transcript has 2 exons. Lineage: Eukaryota; Fungi; Ascomycota; Leotiomycetes; Helotiales; Ploettnerulaceae. The coding region runs from base 342 to 1040 and encodes 232 amino acids. The record is from RefSeq and is a predicted model, not a curated record.
UUGAGUUCUUGUCUUGUUUCCUUAGGUUCCUGCCACAACUAUUGCCCAGCUUCGACAGCCAAGAUGAUGCCGAGACCCAGUCAGAGAACAAUCUGUGCUUCCAGAUCACGUAUUUCAUGCUGAAUCGCGUGGACGAGAUCCUAUCUCGAAUAUUUUUUGCUUGCUCCAAAGAGGUGAAAGCCGAAACGGACGAAUAUUGGGGGAGUGUGACUGCCGCGGUUGCUAUCGCAUAUGCUGGUCUAAGGAUACUUCAUUUGGACUUAGAAACCAGAAGCAUGAAGAUCAUGCACGGAAACUAAGACUGGCGAGAAUUGGUAUCUCAUCUACGAUACCAAAUCCAAAUGUGUACCGAGCGACUACUCUGCUUGCUACGAGAGCGUAGCCUUGGGUGCGAUCGUCCAUGGCACACAUCCUUCAAUGACACCUCGAUACUGCAUCAAGUCCCUCAUUUUCCAAGAGUCAACAUCACACUGAAGAAUAUCAGGCCAUCUGGAAGUGAUUUGGAGUUAAAUUCAAGUUUCGACUCGAUCUCCAACAAUAUCUCUUCGACCUACGAUCUAUCUGCCAGCGACCAUCUCCUCGCAGGAAUGGGGUCCAAACUCGAUAUGUGUAUGAACACUUCAAAACCAUCUACUGGCUCAUGUGGUCCUGCAAGUGCGUCUAAUUGGUGGUCGCCUUCUCAAUCCUCCAACAUGCUCCUCCCUCUCCUCGAGGAUUCCUCAGAGCUACAAUUCGGCAACAGUGAUGGUUUAUUAUCGAACGCGUCGACGCAACCGAAUUACGCAGACUGCCUCUCCAGCUCUCACUGUCAGCCACAUGAUACUCAGUAUUCGCAAUUGUGCAUGCAACCCCAUAUUUCCCCGGACACUCAAAUCUCCAUUCUCAGCAAUUUGAGUCCAUCCUUACUACACCAGUCGAUCGUCAUGAGCCAGCCUGCUCCAGGUGGCUUCGCCCUCGACCACACAUCCCCCGUGUUUCGCGAGGACAAUUUACAACCGAACAUUCCUCCAAAUGUGCCGGACUUCAAUUCUGAGUACUAAUAGUCGGUUCCCCUUUCAACCUUCGGGGACUCAG